This is a messenger RNA of Salvia miltiorrhiza (redroot sage), 2724 nucleotides long. RefSeq lists its product as uncharacterized. The record is from RefSeq and is a predicted model, not a curated record. The coding region runs from base 897 to 2717 and encodes 606 amino acids. Gene Ontology annotation, molecular function: heme binding. Lineage: Eukaryota; Viridiplantae; Streptophyta; Magnoliopsida; Lamiales; Lamiaceae. The transcript has a single exon.
ACAAUAAGAUCAGUGUAUAGCAUAGUUUAGCAUGUGUUAGCACCUCUCUCUCAUUCUUUCAUUUAUGUUAUGCAAAGUAAGAAUCUAGAAAACUCGUGAACUAAGCUUCAUCUAACAAUGGUUGCAGGGUAAAACAGAGAAACAAAUGAUUAGAAAAAAUUGUGAUAGUUAUGCAUCAAUAGUUCACUUGCUUGGGAUCUAUACAGUUGGGUGCAUCGGCAGCUUAUCAGGAGCAGCAUCUUAUCUGAUCUAUCUCUGGAUAAUGCAAAAGCCUCCCACCAUUCAACACUUUGCUUUGAUUUGCGUAUGUGGAGCUUUUCAUUGGUUUCCCUAUAUCAUCGUUGCAUACACUGUGAUGGCUAGCAUUGCCCUUCCACACCCCCUCGUCUUUGCCAUCUACAUCGCCUUGGGUUACACGACUUACGGCCUUAUCCUCACUUGUUUCACUUGCCUACUGAAAUCCUACAUUGGAAGUCGGAGAUCAUUUCUUGCAACUUGGUUUCUACACAGGAUCUCGACGGCAUGCCACAUAAGAUUUGCAAAGUUUCUCUCUGGAACAGAGGCUUUCAGCACAUACUUGCGCUGUAUGGGAGCCAAAGUGGGGGAAGCAUUGUUCCAUCAGAGCCAUCAAUCCUUUGUCAGAUCCAGAGCUCGUUUCACUUGGCAACGGUGUCCACUUGGGUGAUUUUAUCCGUGUCGUCUCAGGCUAUUACUCCUCAAGUGGCUACGUCUCAGGUGGAAUCGAGAUACAAGGUAACACGGUCGUAGGCAGCCAAGGCCUAGUCCUCCCUGGCUCUGUCCUUGAGCAAGAUGUCAUUCUUGGGGCGCUUUCAGUUGCUCCUCCAAACGAAGUUCUUCAAGCAGGCGGUGUUUUUGUCGGCUCUCCGGCUCCAGUCAUGGUUAAGAACACACUGCACAGCUUCGACGACAGGAUAGAAGAGAUGGAUGUGAAAUACAAAAAGGUGUUAGGUAAUCUUGCUGCAAAUCUGGCGAGCUCGACGCUCAAGUUGAAGUCGCGGUACUUCCAUCGGAUUGGUGCAGCGGGCAAAGGAUCAUUGAAGAUAUAUGAUCAUGUAAUUUUUUUUCCAGAUCAUGAAAUCUUCUCCCCUGGGAAGAAGUAUUCUGUGGUGUUGCGCCACAGCAAUUGCUUAAGCUCGGACGAUGAUGCUCGGCUUGAUCCACGUGGAGCAGCAUUGAGGAUCGGAGAUGCUUCAACUCCUUUGCUUGAUCUGACAUUGAAGACUGGCAAUGCGUUUCACGCGCGAAGCAUAGGCGACUUCGCCACGUGGCUUGUGUGUGGAGCUGCAGCAAGAGAAGAGCACGUGAAGCAUUCUCCACAUAUCAGGGAUGCAAUGUGGCACUCCUUGAGGCGAGCAGACUCUUACACUCAGCUUCAUUACUACUCAAAUAUUUGCAGGCUGUUCAGAUUCAAAGAUGGUCAGGAAAUGUAUGUCAAAUUCAAGUUGAGGCCAUAUGACAGAGCAAUUGGUGAAGACAACGGGAAAGUCGAGCCUAUCGGCAUACUUCCACCGGAGACAGGUGCCAUCCCUAGAGACGAGGGCGACCAGCGCCCUCGCCUCUUCCUCGCUGACGACUUCCAACGGCGAGUGAGCUCUCCGGAUAAGGUAAGGUACGUCUUGCAGCUUCAAAUCCGGCGUGUCCCGGAGGAUGAAACGACGCGUGAGGUCGCCCUCGACUGCACGAAGCCGUGGGACGAAACAUUGUUUCCAUACAUAGAUGUGGGGGAGGUCACAAUUGAUCAAGUCCUCAACAAACAAGAAUCGGAUGAUCUAGAGUUCAACCCUUUCCUCAGAUGCCCUGAAGUCGACGUCAUCAGGGCCUCGUCGUGCAACGAGAGCGCGUCCAUGGAUCACGGGCGUUCAGUAGUGUACGCGAUAUGCCAGCAUCUGCGGAAGAAGAAGCCGUUCCCCGAGGCUUGGAGGGCUUUCUUGAAUCAGUCAGACGUGAAAGUCGACCUUUCUGGUUGUCCGAUGGCGGCCUCCGCGGCGGGUGAGGAGUUCGUCAAGGAAGUGACGCUCGAAAGGCCUUGGUACCUGACCUUUUGGCUGGCUACUGCUCAACCAUUCCUACAGAUUUUUCUGCCUUAUUUUCUACUGGGGUUGGUGGCGUCUGCACCAUUCAACUUAAUCAAGAUGGGGAAAAUACAGAUGAUCUAUUUGCUACCAUUGUUUUGGGUGUGCUCCGGCAUCGCAGCAGGGGUAGUUUGUGGUGUGAGCAAAUGGAUUCUGGUAGGGAGAAAGAGAGAGGGCGAAGUGGAGGCGAUUUGGAGUGUGGGGAUAUUCAUGGACACUAUAUGGCAAGCUAUUAAGACAGUGGUUGGUGAGUACUUGAUGGAAAUGACGAGCGGAUCCAUUAUGUUCAACUUGUGGUUGAAGCUGAUGGGAUCGGAAGUUGCAUGGGACGGCGGCGCGUAUGUGGACAGCAUGGGGGCUGCGUUGAAUCCGGAACUGAUGCAAAUAGAGAAAAACAGUGUGGUUGAGAGAGAAGCAUUGUUGUUUGGGCAUAUCUACGAGGGGGACGGCGGUAAAGUCAAGUAUGGAAAGGUGGUGGUGAGGAGAGGCGGAUUCAUCGGAAGCAGAGCUGUGGCGAUGCCCGGAGCAACGGUGGCUGCUGGAGGCAGCCUACCUGCUCUCUCCCUUGCAAUGAAGGGAGAGUUUGUUAACUCACAGCUUUAUUACAAAGCAUUUGCAAUGUAAGCCAUUA